AUGCGAGGGAUUGGGUGGCUUUUGAUUUUCGCUCGCGACGCCGGAGUCGGAGGUGCUGCAACUGCGAGUCAUGGGGAAGAAGAUGUCACAGAUAGCACGAUAUUGUCUGCUUUGGGCCCCCUUCUCUGCCCUCACGGUUUUGUUUUCGGGAACUCACAAGUUCAAACUCGCUUAAAUUCCCAGUGGGUCACUCAUCCUGGGAUUGCUCUAGCCCAAACUUGCUUAACUUCGGAGUUCCCAUGA
This is a messenger RNA of Prunus armeniaca (apricot), 243 nucleotides long. The record is from the annotation of a GenBank genome assembly. Lineage: Eukaryota; Viridiplantae; Streptophyta; Magnoliopsida; Rosales; Rosaceae.